AUGGGCAGUUCUGUCUCCGGGGAUCUAUGUGAACUAGUAAUCAGAGAAUUAGAAAGAAAAAUACUUCCGAAUUUCCUCCAAAACAUCAUAAUUUACAAACGAUACGUUGACGACAUCAUUGUUCUCUGGAGAGACUCUCCGAACAUCACCCAAUUCGUGGAUCAAAUGAACGACAAUCCAUAUGGUCUUACCCUGGAGGUCGAACAGCACAGCAAAUCAUCGGUGCAUUUUCUGGAUUUGAAUAUUGACUUUGGAGGACUGAUCAUACACACCUUCGUGUAUCGCAAACCAUCAGACAAUCCAACUUAUAUCCUGGCAGACUCAUGUGACCUUGUCCAAUACAAGAUGGCGGCGUUCAGGGCUCUAGUUAAAAGGGCACACUCACACUCUUCUACUCAAGAGGUCUUAGAACAGGAAAUACAAUACCUAUACGAAGUGGCCAAACAGCAUGGAUACCAUAACAUCAUACAAAAAUGUCGCAACGGUUUGGAGAAACGAUGUCUCCUUCUAAAAGAAUUAAUUCAAUAG
Centruroides sculpturatus (bark scorpion) is the source of this 528-nucleotide messenger RNA. RefSeq lists its product as uncharacterized. The record is from RefSeq and is a predicted model, not a curated record. Lineage: Eukaryota; Metazoa; Arthropoda; Arachnida; Scorpiones; Buthidae. The transcript has a single exon. Bases 1 to 528 code for a protein of 175 amino acids.